AUGGUGAAAGUCGACAAGGAAUAUAAUUAUACCAAUCCCUCUGCCACCGCAGAUGUCGAGGCAUUAGAUAUAAAGUACAUCGACAAACAUGCAGACAUUGGACUGCAAUUCCUCGCACAGUCUGAGAAGAUCGAAUACACUGAAGAGGAAGCUCGAAGAGUGAAACACAAGACAGAUUUAUAUCUUUUACCGAUCCUCUCUCUAACUUAUGGCCUCCAAUAUCUCGAUAAGGUUACAACUUCAUAUGCAGCUGUAUAUGGAAUGCGUACAGACCUUGGUCUCAAGGGCCAGGAAUACUCCUGGAUUACCUCAAUUUUCUACCUUGGAUUCCUAGUGGCUCAGGGUCCAUCCUCCUAUCUCCUCACUAAAUUUUCUAUUGGCAAAUAUGCUGCUGUCAAUGUCUUUCUCUGGGGCACAAUGGUAUGCUUGUGUGCUUGCACCAAGAACUUUGCCGGCAUUGCAGUCCUUCGCUUUUUCAUGGGAGUUUUCGAAAGUGCUAUUGGCCCAUGCUGGGUCUCUCUCAUGGCCACCUUCUACAAAAAGGAAGAGCAAGGUUCCCGUGUCACAACUUGGUAUGGAUGCGUUGGUCUAGCAGCAAUUAUUGGUGGCCUAUUAUCCUACGGCGUCGGCCAGACACAUUCAGGAUUAGCAGAGUGGCAGCUGAUCUUCUUGAUUUGCGGAGGCUUCACUGUUGUCUGGUCCAUCGUUAUUCUCUUAUUCCUCCCGUCUGAUCCGACAACCGCCAAAUUUCUCACUCCCCGGGAAAAGCUGAUUGCGGUUGAGCGUCUUCGUAACAACCGAACAGGUUUGAGAUCAUCUGUGUUCAAGUGGUCCCAGGCUUUAGAGGCAUUAAGAGACCCUCAAUGUUGGAUGAUUGCCGCCUGGGCUGGUAUCAGCAAUAUCACAAACAUCGCCGGUUCUUUCCUGCCUCUUAUCAUUAAGGACAUGGGAUUUACUGACCUGAUGACCGUUCUGCUCACUCUACCAGUGGGAGGUGUUGAAAUAAUUGCCAUGUUGUUUGCAGGUCUUGCCUCUAGCCAAAUAAAAAAUGGCCGAACCAUUAUUAUAUUUGUGGUCGCUUGCCCAACCUUGGCUGGAAUUGUCAUGCUGGAUGUCCUUCCUGAAACCUCUACUUGGGCCCGAACGGCGGGUGUGUGGCUCGUUCUCUGUGUGCCUGCAGGCUACGCCAUCCUUCUGAGUCUGAUCAGUAGUAAUGUGGCAGGUUUCUCUAAGAAACUUAUGACAACUUCAAUGUGCUUCGUGUCGUCUUGUGUUGCCAACAUUGUGAGCCCUCAGCUUUUCAUCUCAACUGAAGCUCCUCGUUAUGCUACUGGACUCAGAGCUAUGCUCGUCUCCAUUUGCCUUUGUCUAUUCCUUUGCUUUGUCAUGGGCGUUUACUAUAACUAUGAAAACCGUCGACGUGACCGUGAAUGUGCUAAUUUACCUGAAGGACACGAGGCGUCGAUCACUAUUGAGUACGAGGAAUUUUUAGAUCGAACAGAUAAGGAGGACUGGGUCAAAUUCCGAUAUAGUUGGUAA
Messenger RNA from Penicillium taxi, 1539 nucleotides. RefSeq names its product allantoate permease family MFS transporter. Gene Ontology annotation, biological process: transmembrane transport. Gene Ontology annotation, molecular function: transmembrane transporter activity. Lineage: Eukaryota; Fungi; Ascomycota; Eurotiomycetes; Eurotiales; Aspergillaceae. The record is from RefSeq and is a predicted model, not a curated record. The coding region runs from base 1 to 1539 and encodes 512 amino acids. The transcript has 5 exons. Gene Ontology annotation, cellular component: membrane.